Messenger RNA from Asterias rubens (European starfish), 908 nucleotides. RefSeq names its product testis-specific serine/threonine-protein kinase 3-like. The record is from RefSeq and is a predicted model, not a curated record. Lineage: Eukaryota; Metazoa; Echinodermata; Asteroidea; Forcipulatida; Asteriidae. Gene Ontology annotation, biological process: microtubule cytoskeleton organization; intracellular signal transduction; protein phosphorylation. The coding region runs from base 27 to 908 and encodes 293 amino acids. The transcript is spliced from 2 exons. Gene Ontology annotation, molecular function: protein serine/threonine kinase activity; tau-protein kinase activity; ATP binding. Gene Ontology annotation, cellular component: cytoplasm.
UGAAUGUAGUAUUCAUCGUCAGCUCAAUGAGUUUAUCAGCAACAACAAAAUGGCAGUCCAGUUAUCUGAGGAAUGAGGUUAUGGCGAAACGCGGAUACUUCCUCGGUGAGAAGCUCGGCUCAGGAAGUUACUCCAAAGUUCGUUUCGCCUUCAUCAAAGAAUCCCUCCACAAGGUAGCUAUAAAGAUCAUAGACAGACGCCGUGCACCGUCUGACUACCAACGGUCAUUCCUACCCCGGGAGCUGGAGAUCAUAAAGACCCUCAAGCAUCCCAACAUCAUCCAAACCCACGACUGGUUUGAAGAGAGCGAGAAGAUAUACCAGAUCAUUGAGUUAGCUGAGUGUGGUGAUGUCUUGGAGUAUGUCAGAACCAAAUCCAGAGGUUCCGUGGGUGAGACCCUCACCAGGCGAUGGGUGCUACAGACCGCCCGGGCAAUCGCUUACAUGCACGGUCAAGGUGUGGCUCAUCGCGACGUGAAGUGCGAGAACCUGUUGCUGGAUUCUCGUAAGAACAUCAAGCUGAGUGAUUUCGGUUUCGUCCGUCGGGUUGGGAUGGGUGAGCUAAGCCGGACCUUCUGCGGGUCGGCGGCGUACGCGGCACCGGAGAUCAUCCGCUCUUUCUCGUACAAUCCGUACAUGAGUGAUGUAUGGGCACUCGGUGUUGUAGCGUUUAUCCUUGCGACUGGGUACAUGCCGUUCGGUGACGAUGUCCGUAACGUUGCUAAGAUUCUGGAGUCUCAGCAGAGAGGGCUAAGGUUUCCUGGCCACUCCAGGGUACAUCUGAGCGAGGAAUGCAAGGGGUUGAUUAAAGCUAUGCUGACCCUUGAUGUUAGCCUGAGAAAGAGUAUCCAGUGCAUUGUGGUGCAUCCUUGGUUUACAAGCCUCAUUACAACAUCAACAACUCAGUGA